Messenger RNA from Pseudovirgaria hyperparasitica, 1200 nucleotides. Its product is annotated as translation factor. Gene Ontology annotation, biological process: regulation of translational fidelity. The record is from RefSeq and is a predicted model, not a curated record. Gene Ontology annotation, cellular component: cytoplasm. The transcript is spliced from 2 exons. Lineage: Eukaryota; Fungi; Ascomycota; Dothideomycetes; Acrospermales; Acrospermaceae. Gene Ontology annotation, molecular function: nucleotidyltransferase activity; tRNA binding; double-stranded RNA binding. Bases 1 to 1200 code for a protein of 399 amino acids.
AUGAAUGAUGAACACGAGCAUAGGAGCUUGGUGGAAGGAGUCAAAGGAGAUGCCAAGACCAAAAUUGUACCAGUCAAUGUAUCGUCAGUUGGACGCAUAAUUACUUCCGGGCGACAGAGCUCAGUUCUGGACGAUUGGGAGAUCAAAUGGAAUGAUGGCUCCACUGACCUUCACAGGCUUCAAAAUGCCGCUUCACAGGUUAGGCAGUCUGAUAUACCAGUCGCAUUCCCCACUGAGACUGUCUAUGGCCUUGGUGCCGAUGCGACGAGGAGCGAAGCGGUACGUGGCAUAUUUGCUGCGAAGAAUCGACCAGUCGACAAUCCACUCAUAGUACAUUUUCACUCACUCAGUCAGCUGAGGAGGUUCCUCCCUUCAAGUACGGAUGGCACUUCGGAUCCUAUCCCUGCGAUAUAUAAACCGCUGAUCGAAAACUUCUGGCCUGGUCCUCUGACGAUUAUACUACCCACUCGCGAUGAUGGUGCUCUGGCGUCUGAAGUUACAGCUGGAUUAAAGACCUUUGGCGCUCGUAUUCCUCGAUCUUUCCUUGCCCUGGCACUUCUCAAGCUUGCAGAUGUACCCAUGGCGGCACCGUCUGCAAAUGCAUCUACAAAGCCUUCUCCGACGACUGCCGAACAUGUCUUGGAAGACCUCGAUGGACGUAUACACACCAUUCUCGAUGGUGGUCCAUGCUCUGUCGGAGUAGAGAGCACCGUGGUAGAUGGCUUGAGCAGCCCACCAGCGAUCCUGCGACCCGGUGGUGUGACUAUUGAGCAGCUCAGAACCUGUGCCGGAUGGGAAGAUAUAGUGGUUGGAUACAAAGACAGCGCUACAAUUGAUGGUACUGCACCUCGAGCACCAGGGAUGAAGUAUAGGCAUUAUUCACCCAAAGCACCAGUACUGCUUUACGAAGCUGGCACAACACAGCCUUCUCAAGAAGAGCUGCUCAAGGCUACACGAAAAGACACACUUACUUGCUGCCGAUACCCAUUACCCUUGGAAUCCACUAUCGAAAUCUUGGAGGUCGACCUAGGGAACACUCCUGAAUCAAUUGCGCGUGGACUCUUUUCUGCAUUGCGCUUGCUGGACAGAAAUGGCGUUGAUACAAUCUUCCUAGAGGGCAUAGAUGACACCUCGGGCGGUGAACUUGCAGCGGCAGUCAUGAAUCGUGUCAGGAAAGCAGCGGAAGUUGCUGUACGCUGA